This is a messenger RNA of Cetraspora pellucida, 240 nucleotides long. The record is from the annotation of a GenBank genome assembly. Lineage: Eukaryota; Fungi; Glomeromycota; Glomeromycetes; Diversisporales; Gigasporaceae.
UGGGCCUUCAAAAAAGUUGAAGAACUAUCAAUAAAUAAGAAAAAUCCUGAAGAGAAUAAAAGUGACCUAGCUAAUAAACCUGUUUCUAAUAAAGAUAGCAAUAAUAAAUAUAUGAUAUAUAACAAUAAUAAUAAUAGUGAUAACAAUAAUAAUACUGCAAUCUGUAAUAAAGAUAAUAAUAGUGAUAACAAUAAUAAUAAUGCAAUAUAUAAUAAAUAUGCCAAUAGUAUCAUUGCUUGA